This is a messenger RNA of Plenodomus lingam JN3, 2562 nucleotides long. The record is from RefSeq and is a predicted model, not a curated record. NCBI's taxonomy places the organism in Eukaryota, Fungi, Ascomycota, Dothideomycetes, Pleosporales, Leptosphaeriaceae.
AUGCCCGGCGAACUCCUCCGCACCGUCACGGCCAGCCUCUCGCGGCCCAGCAAGCGCAAGAUGGAUCGUUCGGCCGACCUCUUCCUCAUCACCGACCAGGACGUCGCGUACGAGCAGGACAUCCAGCGCAAUUCGGGCAGCGUCAAGCCGUGGCUCGACUACUACAGCUUCAAAAAAUCACGUGGCACCGUCUUGGAGCAGGCCUUCGUCCUCGAGCGCGCCGUCACCGUCCUGCCGCGCUCCUACAAGCUCUGGAAGCUCUACCUUGAGCUGCGCAUCCGUCACCUCUCCAAGAAGAAUCCGGCCAAGUUUGCAGCCCAGUAUGCCAAGGUCAACGCCCUGUUUGAGCGUGCUCUGGUCCUGCUGAACAAGAUGCCGCGCAUCUGGGAAAUGUACCUGCACUUCCUCAUGCAGCAGCCCAUGGUCACCAAGACCCGCCGCACCUUUGACCGCGCCCUCCGUGCCCUGCCUCUGACCCAGCAUAACCGCAUCUGGGCCCUCUACCGCCCCUUUGCGAGCUCUGCCUCGGGCGAGACUGCCGUGCGCAUAUGGCGACGCUACGUCCAGAUCCACCCCGAAGACACCGAGGACUUCAUCGAGCUGCUCAAGGACAUGCGCAAGUACACCGAGGCCGUCAAAAAGUACAUGGAAAUCCUCGACAAUCCGCGUUUCAAGAGCAAGGAAGCAAAAGGGCCCUUUCAGUUCUGGACCGAAAUGAUGGACCUCAUCAUCGACCACGCCAAGGAGAUUGAUACGAGCGACGACAGUGGCAUUGACGUGGAGAAGAUGAUCCAGAGUGGCAUCGCCAAGUUCCCUGACCAGCGAGGACUGCUGUGGGUCGGAUUGGCACGCUACUGGAUGCACAAGGGCGAGUACGAAAAGGCGCGAGACGUGUUCGAAGAGGGCGUGACUACCGUCAUGACAGUACGCGACUUCUCCGUCGUCUUUGAUACCUAUGUCGAGGCCGAGGAGACGAUGAUUGGCAUCAAACUAAAUGAGGCCGCAACUCGGUCCGAAAAAGGGACAAUCGAUGAUGCAGCAGAUGCAGAUCUCGACAUCCGCAUGGUCCGUUUCGAGUCGCUAAUGCAACGGCGGCCCUUUCUGCUGAACGAUGUCAUGCUGCGCCAGAAUCCACACAAUGUCAUCGAAUGGGAGAAGCGCGUGGCACUGUGGGGCGACAACAAGAAGGAGGUCGUCCAGACCUAUACGGAUGCCAUUGCCGCCAUCCACCCCAAAAAGGCAGUGGGCAAAUUCCACGAGCUUUGGACAAACUACGCCAAGCUGUACGAAGCAGGCGGAGAUCUCAAGAAUGCCCGCAUCAUCAUGGAGAAGGCAGUCAAGGUACCGUUCAAGUCGGUAGCCGAACUCGCGGAGAUGUGGUGUGAGUGGGCGGAGAUGGAGCUCCGCAACGAAAACUUUGACAAGGCCGUGGAAAUCAUGGCCAAGGCUACACAAGCACCCAAGCGGUCCAAUGUCGACUACUUUGACGAGUCCUUGUCACCGCAGCAGCGCGUGCACAAGAGCUGGAAGCUAUGGAGUUUCUACGUCGAUCUCGUCGAGAGUGUGAGCACCCUGGAAGAGACGAAGAAGGUGUAUGAAAGGAUAUUCGAGCUGCGCAUCGCGACGCCGCAGACCAUUGUCAAUUAUGCCAACUUGUUGGAGGAGAACAAGUACUUUGAGGACUGCUUCAAGGUAUACGAGCGUGGUCUCGACCUGUUCAGCUACCCUGUCGCUUUCGAGAUCUGGAACCUCUACCUCACCAAAGCCGUCGACCGAAAGAUUGGCAUGGAGCGGCUACGAGACCUGUUCGAGCAAGCCGUGGAAGAUUGCCCGCCAAAAUUCGCAAAGGUACUCUACCUCAUGUAUGGCGCCUUGGAAGAAGACCGCGGCCUAGCCCGUCACGCCAUGCGCAUCUACGAGCGAGCCACGCGCGCGGUUGCCGACGAAGACCGCCUGGAAAUGUUCAACUUUUACAUCACCAAGUCGGCCUCCAACUUUGGUCUCACCUCUACCCGUCCCAUUUAUGAGCGCGCCAUCACCGCCCUCCCCGACGCCGAGGCCAAGGAAAUGUGUCUGAAAUUCGCCGAAAUGGAGCGUCGCCUGGGCGAAAUCGACCGCGCUCGCGCCAUUUAUGGUCAUGCUAGCCAAUUUUGCGACCCGCGCACGAGCCCCGAGUUCUGGAAGAAGUGGGAGUCGUUUGAAGUCCAGCAUGGCAACGAGGACACGUACAAGGAGAUGCUACGUAUCAAGCGCAGUGUCCAGGCUCAGUACAAGUAUGUUUUCUCCCUUUUCCCUUUUUUCCUUUAUUCCAUAAACACAUCCAUGUCAAACAAAAUUCACACUAACACUCCCCCAGCACCGACGUCAACUUCAUCGCCUCCCAAGCCCUCGCCCGCGGCCAAGCCAACGGAAACCCAACCACCACCGACUCCAACCCAGAUGCCGACCCCCCCAGUGAAGACGCAAUGGCUGCGCUCGAACGCCAGGCUCGCGCCCCAGCGGGCUUUGUGGCGGCCUCGACGGGUCUUGCGGGUAAUAUCAAGACUGAGGAUGCGCCCGUGA